Molecule: messenger RNA, 576 nt
Organism: Penicillium arizonense
Lineage: Eukaryota; Fungi; Ascomycota; Eurotiomycetes; Eurotiales; Aspergillaceae
Exons: 2
Coding region: 1-576 (191 amino acids)
Source: RefSeq, a predicted model, not a curated record
AUGGUCUUCGCGCGCCGUUCAAUCUUCCGCGCUGCGACUGUAGCCCAGUCCUUCCGUGCUGCUCCUGUUGCCCGUCGGUCUGCCCAGGCACUGGGUCGUCGGUUCAAUUCUACCGGUGGAAGUCAUGAGCAGGGCCAUGCGUCAAGUGACUUGCCAUGGUUGAUCGGAUCGGUUGCUGUUACUGGCCCCAUGGUCUUUUACCUUUGGCCUUCUGGGUCUGAGGGACAUGGACACCAUGAUGCUCAUGGGGAUGAGCAUAAGGAGGAGCAUAAGGAGGAGGAGGGUGAGAAGAUAGAGGAGGCUGCUGAAGAGGCUCCUAAGGAGGAGGAUAAGGCUACUCAGGGUGGUGAGGAGAAGAAGGAGGAGGGAAAGGGUGGUGAAGAGAAGGAGAGCGAGGAGAACCAAGAGUCUCAGGAAGAGAAGAAGGAGGAGUCCAAGGAAGAAAAGAAGCAAGACACCGACGAUAAGAAGGAGGACAAGAAAGAGGACAAGAAAGAGGACAAGAAAGAGGACAAGAAGGAGGAGAAGGAAGAGAAGGAGGACAAGGACGAAAAGAAGGGCGAGGACAAGUCCUAA